AUGCUUCCGUCGUGCUGCUCCAAACCCGCGGCGGACGGCAGCGGUAAGAAGAGCAGCUCCGUGGCCAAGCUGCUGCUCGGUGUGUUUGUGGUGUACUCGCUGCACACAGCCUGGCUGCUGUACGGCUUCCUCAACACCAGACCCUGCGACGAAGACAGAGGAGAGACCUGCAUCACCUCCUACCUGACAGGCAGACCCAGACUCCAGCUGAGUGUGUUUACCUGCCUCAUGCCAGACAACAGCCAACUCAGCCUCGCUGUAAAAAUAGACCCAUUUGACCCACAUUCUGCAUUUGAAAGGCAGGUGAAUGUCUCUCUGCCAGAGCAGACUCGGUCUAAUGGCACUCUUUUCGCAGUGGUCUAUGUUCACAAAGCCAGUGUUUCCCCUCUGGAGGACAGCAGAGAAGUCCACUACGCGGCUCAGCUCACCACCCACAUCACGGCCACACACACUGAGGGGCCGAGGGACCCGCACAAGGUAAAAAUAGUAGAGAAUCCUGUGUCCCAUUGGAGACCUCACCUGUCAGUCACCAUGAUGUCAGAGGACUUCACCUUCAACAAGGCGGGGCUUCCCAGUGAUGUGCGGCGAUACAUGAGAGUGUCUCAGGACAGACAUCACAUGAUCUACCUCCCUCUGCUGCUGGUUAAUGAACUCAGCGUCAGAGUCAGAGACCUCAUGGAGAUCAACAGCAGCACUGUCCACCUCCCUCUGACGGUGUCCUACGAGGGAAUCUCUCUCAGGGGAUUCAGGUUCUGGGUUCAUCUGCAGGAUGUGGUUUAUUCCCUUCGACAGUUUGGCUUCACUGAGGAAAACAUUGAUGAAAUUAAAGAAACUCUGAUGGGAUCCAACCUCUACCUGUUAGUGCUGACUGCACUCAUCACAGCUCUGCAACUCAUCUGUGAAUUCCUGGCUCUUAAAAAUGACAUCAGCUCUUGGAGAAAAAAGAAGAACUUGGUGGGAAUGUCCCGAAAGUCAGUUCUGUGGCGUAGUCUCAGUACUUUGCUGAUUUUCCUCCAUCUGCUGGAGGAGACCAGUCUGCUGGUGCUGCUCCCUGUUGGACUGGGCGCCUGUGUGGAGGUGUGGAAGGUGUUUAAAGUGUUUAAGUUCAAGUUGCUGUGGAAAAGCUCCAACCUGCACUUAAACAAACUGGAUGAAGAAGAGAGGAAGACGCUGGAGUAUGACACACAGGCGUCCAGAUACUUGUCCUACUUGGUUUAUCCUUUGUGUAUCAGUGGAGCUAUUUUCUCUCUGGCCUACUUACGCCAAAAGAGUUAUUAUUCCUGGUUGAUCAACAGCCUGGUGACCGGAGUUUACGCCUUUGGCUUCCUGUCUAUGGCCCCUCAGCUCUUCAUUAACCACAAGUUGAAGUCUGUGAGUCACCUGCAGGGGACGGUGUUGAUGUACAGAGGAGUGAACACCCUUAUCUCAGAUCUGUGCUCCUGCGCCUCCUUUUUCUUUACCUCCGGAUCCUUCUCCUCCUCUCAUCAACUCUCCUGCUUCAGAGAUGAGCUGCUGUUCCUCCUCUACCUCUACCAGCGAAGGUUUUACGCCGCCAAGGCCAGGAGGCGAGACUCUGGGAGCCACAGCAAGAAAGUAAAAACUCAGUGA
Pleuronectes platessa (European plaice) is the source of this 1608-nucleotide messenger RNA. Its product is annotated as lipid scramblase CLPTM1L. Gene Ontology annotation, cellular component: membrane; endomembrane system. The transcript has 17 exons. The coding region runs from base 1 to 1608 and encodes 535 amino acids. NCBI's taxonomy places the organism in Eukaryota, Metazoa, Chordata, Actinopteri, Pleuronectiformes, Pleuronectidae. The record is from RefSeq and is a predicted model, not a curated record.